AAAAUUAAAUUCGUUAAUUAUGCUAAUUAGAGACCCUCUGGCACUAAUUAAAUUGAGAGUCCAUCUAUUGCAAAUCGAGCAAAAUAAAAAUGUGGAUAACAUCGCCUGUUACCACGCCGAUGGAAGAUAUUUCGUGUUGGGCUUGAAUCACCUUUUUCCUUUAUUUUCUUAUAAAUUGUUCGAUACAAAAAUCUUUAAAUAUUUGGGUAAUGUAAAAGAACAUAAUUGUAUCUUGUAACGUUAUAUAUUUGAUAUAUUUGAUACGUUAAUUUAUUCAUCGGUGAACGCUUUAAGAGAGUGCGAUUCGUAGUAGGUUAAAUUCAAAAUUAACGUCAGCGUUUCCAUAGAGAUCCACCUGGUAUGAAAUUAACCGCGCGUAUAGAUCAAACUUGUGAAAAGGAACACUCUGCUCUGUCGAACAGACGAGAGGAUUUUUUGAGAUUUACAUAUAAAAAUAGGGAAGAAUGAUACGCAAUCGUGCAUUCGCUUUGGUUCCUCCGCCCCCUUCGAGGUUCACCUUAAACGAAUGGCAUCUUAAUAAUCGUCAUAGGUACCGAUGUUCCGAGGCACAGCAAGAGCUAGCGGACCGACUUCUAGCAGAGACGAAACGCGUAUGCGAAUUAAGCACCGAGAAGGCAAAGAGCAACAAGGAUGAGACAGAUCACAGGCUCGAGGAGAAACUGGAGGACAUCGAGUUUUGCAAAAGAGAAUUACUGCGCAUAAGGAAGGAAGUACUUCUCGAGAGCGAUUCUCUAUCGGUAUACAAAGAACGCAUCAUGGAUGCUUUAUCAUCCGUGAAGAGGAAUGCCCUCGCUAUUUGUGAGAAAUGUCUAAUUUUUAGGGAACAUAGGCUGGGAAUCGAUCUGGUUCGCGACGAUGUCGACAGAGAAUUGUUGAAGGAAUGCGAGGUGAUCAAGGGUGUCGAAAAUCUGCUGGUACGCGUUCUGGAGCAAACUCAAGAACAAAUACGCCGGCUAAAAGCAACGCUCUAUUAUAUGGAUCACGACCUCGAAGAUAAGGAGAACAACCUGCGUAUAGACAGACAUAAUUUGACUUUGAAAGAGACUGGCAUGAAUUUAAGCAUUUAUCACGGCACCUCGCGGCUCGAUCCAUCAACCAUCGAGCUGAACGAGUGGGAAAUGCAAACAAACAAUAACAUCGAUGCCGCUUCGAAAGAGAUAAAUAGCGCCAGACCGAUGCGUUGUUAUAUCGACACGAUAAUAAAACAGUCGAUUGACGACUUGAACGAUCAGAAGAACGCCACCGAUAAUGCUUUUAUACGACGCAUCGAUGAAACGAAAGAAGCUAAAACGAAGUUAGAACUACAGCACUCCGAGAUAAUGCGACAAGCGAAUGAAAUGAAAGACAAUAUCACGCGCAUAGAGAAAUCAAUCGCGGAAAAAGAAUGCUAUUUAGCCCUGGCCCAUACGAGACUCGGUAAUCGUUGUCAACGACCUGGUCUGGAGCUCACGCGAGACCUGGUAGAGACCCAACUCGUAAAAGAAGUAUACGAUUUACGCAACAUCGUGUCGAAUUUGCAAACCGCUAUGUUCGAGGCACAGGCAUCGCUGCGCUACCUGUUGAAGACGCAAAUUCAAAUUGAAGAAGAUAUCAACAUUAAAGCGAAUACGUUGAAAAUCGACGAGGUCGACUGCAUGACUCUUCGUCAGAGUAUGGACUAUCAUGCGUAUUAAACAACUUAUAUACAAGUUUAUUGAAAUGUAAUAAAAAAUAAUGUGUUGGAUCUGUGUUACCUUCAAAGUUUGAAUAACGCCAUCUUGCAUUUAAUUCCCGCGACAACUAGAUGUUUGCGGAAAAGGAGAUUACG
Messenger RNA from Hylaeus volcanicus, 1828 nucleotides. RefSeq names its product tektin-1 (gene Tektin-C). Gene Ontology annotation, biological process: cilium assembly; cilium movement involved in cell motility. Gene Ontology annotation, cellular component: microtubule cytoskeleton; nucleus. NCBI's taxonomy places the organism in Eukaryota, Metazoa, Arthropoda, Insecta, Hymenoptera, Colletidae. The transcript is spliced from 6 exons. The coding region runs from base 465 to 1694 and encodes 409 amino acids. The record is from RefSeq and is a predicted model, not a curated record.